GUUUUUACCAGCACGCGAUAUUCUAUAAAAAAAGUUUACGCUCAUAUCAGUAAAAAAGUGGUCCUGUGGGAGUUUGCUUGACCUACUAAAAUGAACAUACAAACAAGUGAAACAAGUGUCGUCAUUAUUGGAGCUGGCAUGGCUGGACUCUCUGCUGCUGAACACUUGACCCAAAACGGAAUAACUAGCAUGGUAGUGUUGGAGGCUGCCAAUAGGUAUGGAGGGAGAAUUCAUACAGUUUACUUUGGAGGGCAGAAGUCGCUAGUUGAACUUGGUGCUAACUGGAUUCAUGGCGGAAGUCUCGGAAAUCCGGUCUUUAAUUUAGCCGUUCAGCAUGGUCUUCUUUCUGGAGACAUUAAGUAUACUGAGGAACACAACGGUCAUUUUGUGACUUCAUUUGGAUCUAUGGUUGAAAAAGAAAUGAGUAAAAAAAUGCAUGGCAUUUUCCAGGACUUGGAGAAGGAAAUGACCUGUUUGGAAAAAUAUCCUAGUGAUACAAGUAUUCAAGAAUUUAUAAGUCAGCGCGAAGAGAGUAUAGUGCAAACAAUUAAUUCUGACGAACGCCCUCUUGUACAUUCAAUGUUCAGUUAUUUCAAAAAUUAUAUUGAAUUUUAUGAAGGUGAUUCUUUAGAAAGAAUUUCUUUACGGAACGUAAGGGAUUAUAAAGUUUUCCCUGGGAGAAACGUCAAACUUCCUUUAGGAUACAUAUCUCUUCUGGAUGUUAUAGUUAAUUCUCUGCCUGAGGGUGUUUUGAAACUUAACCAUGAAGUUUCUCGGAUAAAUUGGACUGGUCCAAAAUGUAAGGUUUCUUGUCUGAAUGGUAAAGUGUUUGAAGCAGAUCAUGUUAUCUUGACUGUGCCAUUGGGUGUUCUGAAAAAGAAAUGCACUUCUAUGUUUAACCCUUCUUUACCCCGUCAAAAUCUUGAAGCAAUCGAAAGAACAGGCUUUGGUCGAGUUGGUAAAAUUUUCCUUGAAUUCGAACGACCCUUUUGGAAAGUAGGAGACUUAAAAUAUCUGCAUCUAGCUUGGGACAAGGCAGAAUGGGAGAAGAUGAAAAUAGAUCCUAACCAGUGGAUAGCUUCAGUAAGUGGAUUUGAAGAAGUUCUAAAUAAUCCCAAAGUUCUUCUUGGUUGGAUCGCUGGUCCUCACAGUGAGUACGUGGAGAAAGUAUCUGAUGAGGAAAUUAUAGAGACCUGUACUACGUGUUUACGCCGAUUCCUGAAUGACCCAAGUAUUCCAAGACCUGUAAGAAUCCUCCGUUCAAAGUGGUGUUCCGAUCCUCUUUUCGGUGGCUCGUACAGCUUCUUAACUCCAAACAAUCUCCCAGGUGACAUCGAUAUUCUAGCUACUCCUUUACCAUCUGUUACCAAUCUGCGACUGUUGUUUGCAGGUGAAGCUACUCACCCAAGCUAUUUUUCAACAACUCACGGAGCAAGGCUCAGUGGACAACGGGAAGCUUCUCGUCUUGUAAGCAAUGCCUAAAAAAGAAAAUUGUAAACACUCUUUGUAAGACCGUUUUUCGACUAACGGUGUAGUUAGUAGAUAUGAAGUAUAAUGCCUUUCGUGUUUACUUAGUUUAUUAUUUUAA
Molecule: messenger RNA, 1588 nt
Organism: Limulus polyphemus (Atlantic horseshoe crab)
Lineage: Eukaryota; Metazoa; Arthropoda; Merostomata; Xiphosura; Limulidae
Product: peroxisomal N(1)-acetyl-spermine/spermidine oxidase-like
Exons: 3
Coding region: 91-1482 (463 amino acids)
Molecular function (GO): polyamine oxidase activity
Source: RefSeq, a predicted model, not a curated record